This is a messenger RNA of Ectocarpus sp. CCAP 1310/34, 2113 nucleotides long. Lineage: Eukaryota; Phaeophyceae; Ectocarpales; Ectocarpaceae. The record is from the annotation of a GenBank genome assembly.
ACCCCCGCCCCGCCUACAACACACAUACAUCCGAGCGGCACGGCGAGUCAAACACCUACAAAAAGCAGUCUAGAACAUAUAUAAGGCACGAGAGAGGAGAGUUCACGGGAAACGUUUGCUUUCAUCCCAUCAUGGUCGAGAAGAAGAGGGUCGCUGUGAUCGGCGGGGGCUUCAGCGGAAUUGCCGCCGCGAAAUCCUUCGCUGAACGCGGUCACGAAGUCCACGGAUUCGAGCGAGGCCCUGCCUUCGGCGGUGUGUGGGAGUUGUCACGGACUUACCCCGACUGCCAGACGCAGUCUCCGAAAGACCUCUACCACUUCACCGACCAAACGUACGGCGAAAGCGUGCCGGAAUGGCCGAAGGCACCAGACGUUAACGCCUACCUCCACUCCUACGCCGAAAAGCACGGCGUUGCGCGUCUGUUUAGGCUCAACACGAGCGUCGAGGCGAUGGAACGCAGAGCCGACAGUCAGGCCGGCUGGACCCUGACGCUUCAAGAAGAUGGGUGCACCAAGCAGGAAGACUUCGAUUUCGUCAGCGUUGCGACAGGCCAGUUCUCCCAGAAGUACGUCGCGACCCAUCCGGGAGAGCUGGAGUUCACCACGCAGGGCGGAGAGGUCAUCCAUUCGUCGGACUACACCGACCCGUCGACCAUCAAGGGGAAGCGCGUUGUCGUUCUGGGUGGCUCGAAAUCGGCCUUGGACAUUGCCGUCAACGCCGCCAACAAAGAAGCGAAAUCGGUCACCCUCGUCUACCGCAAAAACGUCUGGCGGCUGCCGUACUUCGUAGGCGGCGUAAACGUCAAGCACCUACUAUACAUGCGCGCCCAGGAGGAGCAGUUCAACGGCUGGCUGCCUUCGCCCAUCGGGCGUGUGCUCAGGAUGAUCCUUAAGCCGCUGAUAUGGGCGAACUUCCGUGGCCUGGAGGCUGCGCUUACGUUUCAGCUGGGCCUGAAGAAGCACAGGAUGGUUCCCGACGAACCGAUCGAGGACAUAAUCUCGUGCUCGAUCGGCGUCGCCACCCCCGGCUUCUUCGAAGCUUUGGACAAGGGCACGAUCAAGGCAGUGCAAGGCUCGAUCGAGCGCUACGAAGAAGGCGCUGCGGUCCUAUCGAACGGUGACACGGUUCGGUGCGAUGUCGCGGUGAUGGCGACCGGGUGGAAACAAGGACUCUCGUUCCUGCCUGCCGAAGCGCAGCACGAGCUGGUCGAUUCGGAUGGCCUUUACCGUCUAUACCGUUUCGCUGUGAACCCGAGUCUACCCGAUGUCGGUUUCAUCGGUUUCAACAGCAGCUUCUGCUCAGUGCUGUCUGCGGAACUGGUAUCGCACUGGCUCGUGCGGUAUGCGGACGGGCAACUCGAGCACCAGCCAAGCGCCGACGAGAUGAACGCGAGUAUCGACGUGAUGCAGGAGUGGCGGCGCAAGGACAGGCCGGCCGCACAGGUGUACGGCGGCCUCUGCAUCGCUCCGUUCCACUUCCGCCACUUUGACGAGCUGCUCAAAGAUAUUGGCGCGACGAAGCGGAAGCGCGCGAACCCGCUGGUCGAACUGUUUGUUCGCCCCAGCACGUCCGCUUACGGCGAGUUCCUUGCUUCAGCGCCGCAGUACCACGCAGGUUGAAUUUCCAGCCAUCCUGCCACACGCCUCACGUCCUGCUGUGCUGUGGGAAAGCAGCUGGCCCGAAGAGGUCUGAAGGGCUAUUCUCAGCGACAUUAAUGACAUGAUCACGUUGUACUUCCUUGUAAUACCAUGGCAAAGUAAGUUCAACGUUGAUGUUGCUGAUGAUGUUGUUGUCGUUUAGCCGUUGCUUUUGUUGUUGUUGCAGCUGCUGCUGCUGCUGUUGUUGUUGUUGUUGUUGUUGUUGUUGUCGUUGUCAAAUUGAAGGAGACCAUUCUGACCUGCCACAAGGAAACGUGGUGUCUAAGUGACCUUGGUGUGGUGGUCAGAAAUCACUUUCUUUCGGAGAAGGUACGUGCCGAGCGAUCGAUGGCAGCACCGUGCGUUGUUCGUCAAAUCGUUCAGCAAGUCGAUCGACCCUGUAUAGAAUGACACGCCAGAACCAGCUGUUGCGAGUAGAUUACAAAUAUGCUUUCAAUCAGCACUGUGUUCCUGAC